Eurytemora carolleeae is the source of this 2447-nucleotide messenger RNA. RefSeq lists its product as uncharacterized. Gene Ontology annotation, biological process: cell adhesion; extracellular matrix organization. NCBI's taxonomy places the organism in Eukaryota, Metazoa, Arthropoda, Copepoda, Calanoida, Temoridae. The transcript is spliced from 23 exons. The coding region runs from base 1 to 2433 and encodes 810 amino acids. The record is from RefSeq and is a predicted model, not a curated record. Gene Ontology annotation, molecular function: cell adhesion molecule binding. Gene Ontology annotation, cellular component: extracellular matrix.
AUGUUGUUUCUGUUGAAACCUAUUUUAAUGUUAAAACUACAGAUGUGCUUGUUAUUAUUUAUAAGGGUAGGAGGACAGGAUGUUGAAGGACCUGCUCAGGACGCCCUGGUUAUGCGCUCCGAUGAUUUUACUUCUGCAGAGCUCCCUAUGGAGCACAGGGAGGGUGAGCUAGAGCUUCCUGAUGUAUUUUCUAUUCCUAGAUCGGUGAGCGCGGAACUAGAGGUGGAUCUAUUCUUCUCUUUGUUCUUUGUGUUUCUCAACAACGACUGGAAGGAGUACAAGGGGGAGGCCAUGCUGCUGGCCCCAGCAGGGUUACACAGCUCCGAGGCCACCAGAUGGUUGGAGAAAGAGGAAAAGUUGACAGAGGAGUUGCUUCUCAGUCACAUCAUCCUGGGGGAGAGAAUCAGGCCGGAGCUCCUGGUACAAGAUCAAACUAGGACGACAUUAGGAGGAAUGAAUGUCGUCUUCACACUCAGUGAUAAUGGUGAUGUGCUUGUAAAUGGUGUUAGAGUACUAGCAAUGCAGAAUCAUGAGAAUAUUCUAAUAAUUGCUCUGGACGACUACCUCUUCAAAAAAGAAGUGACUGCUGAGCUGAAAGAAUUGAGUAAAGCCAGUUAUGAAAUGUCGUCUUCUGAGUUGAAUGUUCCUCGAGAAAUGAUGGAAGGUGUUGAGGUCUUUAAUGAACCUUCGGGUAUAGAGUACCCAACCAUAGAAAACCCAGACAAUGCAGAUUCUUCCAUAGACAACAUAGACACAGAUUAUUCAGCUAUCAUAGAGUACCCAACCAUAGACAACUCUGCAGCAGAUAAUCUAAAAAUUACUCUACCAGAACCAUCUCCAAGAAACGUAGAGAAGAACUGUACUGAGAUUAGGAAUACGUCUGAGAACUCUAUAUUUGAGACAAUAAGGAUUUGUAAUGAGAUAGUUCCACAGUUAAAGAAUAUAAGUUCUGAGGAUGAAAAAGAUGGACGAUCAUCUCCUGAAUUUUUACCCCAGAUUAUCAACCAAUCUGCUCACAUACAGCUGAAUAUUAUUGAGCAGAUUGAACAAAUGUCGUCUUUCUUUCGUGGACCUUCAAUAACUGAAUUCAUUACAUUUGCCCGGCAGAUGAAUAUUUCUGAAAAUCUACCGAACGAUCAGGCCUUUACAAUAUUUGUUCCUUUAAACGAAGCUUUCAGGGAUUGGACACCAAUAGACUGGGGAUUUAAUCCCUUCAAUGCUGAAGAUUUUGUUAAUGAGACCUUGUACAAUCAUAUUGUACAAGGGUACAUAGAUCUACAUAAUAUAGAAGAUGGCACAGAGUUGGAAACCUUGGGCGGUGAAAUUAUUAAAGUAUCAGUUAACCCUGAAUCCACAUUUGUAAACAGUGUGGCGACUCUAGGAGAGAUGGAUCUUCUGCGAGGAAAGGUCGUCUUUAUUGAGCACGUUCUUUUCCUAGAUGAUGACAAAUUAGAAGAGUUAAUCCAAGAAUAUGGAUAUCUAGAGUCUGGACCUCUCAUUACAUAUCCAUGGUUCAAAUCACAGUUUCUCUCUCAUGCAGUUAGGAUUUUGGAGGAUUUGCCAGGAUUCUCCAGUAUGUACGAGUACAUGAACAUGACACAGGAGUUAGGCGAUUACGCAAACACGCUAUAUGCUGAAGACAAGAAGAACGGUUUUACUCUUCUAGCUCCUAGAGAUGAUGCAUUUUGGAAAAUAUCCCUUGCUGAUCCUUCCAUCCCAGAUCCUUUUAUACAGAAUCCAGAUUUCCGACUGCAAAUGCUUCUGGGUCAUCUUGUACCUCAUCGUUAUCUCAAACCAGAACUUUAUCAAACAGAAUCAAUUCAGACUCAAGCAAACACUACUCUCUCAGUUUCUACGAAUAGUUCAGGACUUACUUUGUUUGACGGUGAGGUUUACAGUGUAGUGCUAGGAGAUCCUCUUUACGUUUAUAAUUUGGGAGUUAUUAUUCCAAUUGAUAGUGUCCUGUUUGUUUCUAUGUCUGAUAUCCUAUCUGAGCUCGAGUUAUUCAAUGCAGAAUCUGAAGAAGGACUUGCGGAAAGUAAAGCGAUUACGGAAACUAACGAAACUACGGAACCUACAGACUUUGAAACAGCAGAAACGGUGACGGAAUCUCUUCCUGAUGUAAUUAUGGACAUUCUUGCUGAAGACUUUAUGGCUGUGACAAGUAAUUCUGAAACCACACCAUCGCCAUUACAUUCUAUUCUAGAGGAUUCUACCGAGUUCAUGGAGCCCAAGGAAAAGGAGGUGAGGAGGAUUGAUUAUGUUCUGACCUAUCCUACAAAACAUUUUCUUCGAAACGAGGACAAAUAUUAUUCUCCAGUUCAAGAAUCGGCGAACGACAAAAUUGAAAGUUUCCAACAAAAUUCUGAAAAGAGUGUCAAGAAAACCAAAGUUUACUAUGUUAACAAUACUCGGAUUGAAAUCGAAAUAUAAGUUUUAAUAUAUGA